Molecule: messenger RNA, 369 nt
Organism: Macrosiphum euphorbiae (potato aphid)
Lineage: Eukaryota; Metazoa; Arthropoda; Insecta; Hemiptera; Aphididae
Source: the annotation of a GenBank genome assembly
AUGUGUGUAUUUAAAAAAGUUAUUGCAGUGACGUCAAAACCAGCAGCUCUUAAUGCAGUAGAAUACGAGAUUCUUAUUGAUAUGGUUUCGGAUAGCUACUAUCAGACAUCGUUUAAAAGCAAACCAAUAUCUGAAUUUUGGGCUCAGUUAGGGGAAGAUCAUGCAAUAUUAAGUUCAAAACCUAAACUGCUUUUACUGCCUUUUGGUACUACGUAUCUUUGUGAAACCGCUUUUUCGAGGUAUACAGCUACAAAAACCAAAUAUCGAUCACGUUUGGAUGCAGAAAACGAUAUGCGUCUUCAACUGACUUCUGUGAUACCGGACAUCGACAAACUCAGUAGUAAAAAGCAGGCCCAUUGUUCACAUUAA